Scedosporium apiospermum is the source of this 1824-nucleotide messenger RNA. RefSeq lists its product as uncharacterized. The transcript has 6 exons. NCBI's taxonomy places the organism in Eukaryota, Fungi, Ascomycota, Sordariomycetes, Microascales, Microascaceae. Gene Ontology annotation, molecular function: flavin adenine dinucleotide binding; oxidoreductase activity. The record is from RefSeq and is a predicted model, not a curated record. The coding region runs from base 1 to 1824 and encodes 607 amino acids.
AUGUCUCCUCUACUCUAUCUCCAUUUCGUUUCCCUGCUCCUCGCUCUAAUAUCCCCGACGAAUCAGUCCAGACCGUCAACCCGCCCGCAAUGCAAGGUCAUUCCCGGCGAUGCCGGCUGGCCCACCGAGCGAGAAUGGAAUCAUCUUCAGAAUGGACUCGGAGGACGGCUCCUGCAGCCAACUCCUCCCGGUGCUGUUUGUCAUGCAGAACAGCCCGUUUAUGACCCCGAGAAGUGCUCCAACAUCACCGCCGAAUGGGGCCAAUAUGAGACGCAUGUCUCCGACCCCGUCUCGGUGGUCUGGAAUCAGUACACAAAUGAUACCUGCCUGCCUAAUCCCUCGUUUCCUUGCAGCUCUGACGGUUACCCCUCCUUCGUCAUUAAUGCGACGAUGCCUGAACACGUAAAGCUCGGUAUUGAUUUUGCUCGCAAGCACAACAUUCGGCUGAUAGUCAAAAACACCGGACACGACUACCUGGGUCGCUCCAUUGCUCCCAACGCGCUGUCGAUAUGGACCCAUCAUAUGCAGUCGGUCAAGACGCAUCCGGACGGCUUCAAGCCCAAAGGCUGCUGGGACACCAUCCCCGGCACCGCAGUCACGGUGGGCGUCGGAGCACAGAUGCACAUGUUAUUCACAUACCUCAAUGCUCUCAAUCAAACCAUGAUUGGCGGAUCUGGGAAGACUGGCGGCGGCUCAACGUUUGGUGUCCUUACAUCUGUCACAGUUCGAACCUAUCCCAGCCCAAAGGUUCUCGGGAUGGAGUUUGUGUUCAUGAUGGAGGCGGAUCAGACCGCGAUUUUCGAUGUUGGCGCCUAUAUCCUGAGCCAGUUACCUGAACUAGGCGACAACGGAUUGUCGGGUUAUGUCUACGUCGCGCCGAGGAUGGAGAACCCAGUGCCUACUCCCGGCGCACCGGAGGAGAUUGCCGCAGUCUUUGGUGUCCUCGUACUCCAAGACACGAGCGACGACGACGACAUCUUGAAACUCUGGAGCCCCGUAAACAAUACAGUCCAUUCACGAUGGCCGGGAAUGGUUGAAAACAUCCAGCGACUCACGGCCUUCGGCUCUUACAGUGAUUGGCUUGAAUUAUAUUACGACAACCGCGGCUCGGGUGUUAACUCAUAUGUUUCCUCUCGACUUCUAGAUAAUCUGGCCCUUACCAGCAACUUAUCUGCCCUUGCAGAUGCAAUCAAGUCAACCACUGAUGUGGCCGGUCGCUUCACUGGAUUCCUCGUAUCAGGACAGGGAGUUAGGGACGCUCCGAUCCGAGGAGGAGGGAAUGCAGUCCCUCCCGCAUGGCGAGACGCUUAUGUCCUCACGUUCACUUCCUCAGAGUUUGCGCCGCUCAACGAUACAGCAGAGGCACAGGCCCUUCAGAAACUCAAGGACGCUGCCAUCAACCCGUUGCGAGAGAUUGCGCCAAAUACCGGAGCAUACCUGAACGAGGCGUCUCCCUACGAGCCCGACUGGCAACAAGAAUUCUGGGGCGUGAAUUACAAGCGCCUCGUAGAUAUUAAGCGCCGUGUCGACCCUCAAGAUGUGUUCUGGUGUUCUGUCUGUGUGGCCUUCUCUCAUCUGUCCCGCUUCAUCGCUUCCGACGAGAUUAUUAGAGGGAAGAACGUGGCUGGCUUCAUUUGUCACGGAAUCGCCGGUUUCCCCCGGAGCCAGCGCAUCAGGAGCCGUCCCGACAAACUCGACAUUCGUUGGGGGCUUGUCCUGGUAAGGCUGCGCUUCAGGGAGAUGGGCUGGUUCCUGCACGACCUCGAGCCCCCCUUUCAGCGGGAGUUAUGGACCGAUCGGCAUACCUCGGAGGAAAUCCGUUAG